AUGGUGGCCAUCGUCAGUCAGUAUGCCAAUGCGCACAUGACCAUCAGGUGCCUAGAACUGCGUUACGGAACUCCUGUAGAGAUACAGUCAGAUAAUGAAUCCCACUUUAAAAACAAGCAAGUGAUACAAACUUAUGCGUACGCGGUACCCCAGCCAAAGGAGAAUGUACAGAUCAUCCUAGCCAACGUAAUUGAACAGCAACACAUAUGUCUCCGCAUCGCUACCCACAACGAUCCAUUUUCCACCUGUAUGGUGGGGAUUUGGGCCACCAUAAACUCAGCUUGCUUAUUGUUAGGUGACAGCACAGAUCUUACCUCUGUCUGCAGCUUCCCCUCCAAAACUGCUCGGGUCCUGAUACCAGAUGACUACUCAGAUCCAUUUGAUGCCAAAAGUGAGUUGAACAAAAUGAGGAAAGGGGAGAACACGGGCUAUAUGGAACCAUACGAAGCCCAGAGAAUAAUGACUGAAUAUCAGAGGCCUGAGAAUGAGAAGCCCCAUGGAAAAAGUAUGCAGCUCUAUGAUAUGCCCUAUGAGCCAGAAGGCGGCAGUGUGGAAUCGGACUCUGACAGCGUGGUGAGUCAGCAUUUGCGAGAAAGCAAGUUGCCACAGGACGAUGACAGGCCUCCAGAUGAAUAUGACCAGCCAUGGGAAUGGAACAAAGUCACCAUCCCAGCCCUGGCAGCCCAGUUUAAUGGAAGUGAGAAGCGACAGGCACCUUAUUCCUCAAAUGAUCAGCGCAGGCAGUUACGAGCACUUGGAGGAGGCUUUAAACCCAUCAAACAUGGCAGUCCAGAAUUUUGUGGCAUCCUGGGAGAAAGGAUAGAUCCAACUAUUGCACUGGAAAAACAGAUAUGGUAUCAUGGAGCAAUCAGUCGAACAGAUGCAGAAAACCUGUUACGUUUAUGUAAGGAGUGUAGCUACCUUGUAAGAAAUAGUCAAACAAGCAAGCACGACUAUUCUCUUUCACUCAAGAGCAGUCAAGGUUUCAUGCACAUGAAACUGACGAAAACCAAAGAAAAAUACAUCCUGGGUCAGAACAGUCCUCCUUUUGACACCGUUCCGGAAGUCAUCCACUACUACACUACAAGGAAGCUGCCCAUCAAGGGAGCAGAACACUUGUCACUUCUCUACCCAGUGGCCGUGAGGACUCUGUAAAAGCCCUCUCACCUCUUCCUGUGGAUGGGAGG
Messenger RNA from Tinamus guttatus (white-throated tinamou), 1187 nucleotides. NCBI's taxonomy places the organism in Eukaryota, Metazoa, Chordata, Aves, Tinamiformes, Tinamidae. The record is from RefSeq and is a predicted model, not a curated record.